Molecule: messenger RNA, 2173 nt
Organism: Ipomoea triloba (trilobed morning glory)
Lineage: Eukaryota; Viridiplantae; Streptophyta; Magnoliopsida; Solanales; Convolvulaceae
Product: L-type lectin-domain containing receptor kinase IV.1-like
Exons: 2
Coding region: 120-2135 (671 amino acids)
Biological process (GO): protein phosphorylation
Cellular component (GO): plasma membrane
Molecular function (GO): ATP binding; carbohydrate binding; protein kinase activity
Source: RefSeq, a predicted model, not a curated record
GGAGUGCUUGGAUUUGCAGCUGCAGCGUCUGUGUGCUAUAAUUUUCCAGUCUUAGCUGAGACUCUCACUGUGGCUUUCCCUGUGUCUCACACUCCUGAGCAACUCAAAGAAGAAACGAUAUGAUGUGCAUCAAGCUUGUAAUGUUGGUAGCCUUCUUUGCUGCUCAACUAUGCUACGCAACGUCUGGAGACCUUGAAUUCACAUUCAACGGAUUUAGGUCGGCCAAUCUGAGCCUCGACGGAAUAGCUGAGAUCACUUCCAAUGGCUUACUCAGCCUAACAAAUGAAACCAAUCAUCAGAUAGGCCGUGCCUUCUACCCCAUGCCUAUCAAUUUCAAGAAUUCACCCAACGCCUCUGCUUUCUCCUUCUCCACCACUUUUGUCUGUGCUAUGGUGACCCAGAUUCCCAGCUUGUGCUAUGGUCUGACCUUUGCUAUUACACAACCAGGAGGUCUCCCUGGAGCAUUUUCGUACCCAUAUUUUGGCCUCUUUAAUGAAACCAAUUCCUAUGGCAAAGAUAACAAUCAUGUGGUGGCUGUGGAGCUGGAUACCCUCCAGAAUCCUCAAUUUGAUGAUAUUGAUAGCAACCAUGUUGGAAUUGAUAUCAACGGCUUGAAAUCAGUUGUAGCAAAAUCGGCAGGCUACUAUCAGGACAACAAAUUUCAUAACUUCAGUCUCUGCAGCGGCAAACCACUACAAGUUUGGGUAGAAUAUGAUGGCAGAGCUAAGCAAAUGAAUGUCACUGUGGCUCCUCUUAGUGUGGGUAAACCAAGUAAGCCUCUUAUGUCCUUUGCCAUUGAUAUUUCACCAGACGUACUAGAAACCGUGUCCAUUGGAUUCACGUCGGCCUCUGGUUCAUAUGCAUCAUCCGAAUAUGUUCUAGGAUGGAGCUUCAAAAUUAAUGGCAUUGCUCAAGAACUGGAUCCCUCUAAAUUUCCAAAGCUUCCAUGGGUGGGGCCUAAGAGAAAAUCAAGAUUUCUGGUGAUUGGGGUGCCCGUGAUUGCAAUAUUUUCUCUGGUUUUUAUUGUGUGUGGAGUGGGUUAUUAUGUAUUAAGGAAGAGGAAGUUUGCGGAGUUGCUUGAGGACUGGGAACUCGAGUAUGGACCUCAUAGGUUCAAUUACAAAGAAUUGUACUUUGCCACCAAGGGAUUUUCAGACAAACAAAUAUUGGGGGCAGGGGGGUUUGGCAGUGUUUAUAGAGGUGUGCUGCCCAACUCACAAGGUGAUAUUGCUGUGAAGAAAAUUUAUCAUCAAUCAACACACGGAAUGAGAGCCUUUGUCGCUGAAGUUGUUAGCAUGGGUCGGUUGUGUCAUAGGAACUUAGUUCCUCUUCUUGGCUAUUGCAGACGUAAAAGGGAGUUGCUUUUGGUUUAUCAAUACAUGCCCAAUGGAAGCCUUGACAGGUAUUUGUUUGGGAAUCCAAUACGCACCCUUAGUUGGAACCAAAGAUUUCAAGUCAUCAAAGGAGUCGCAUCAGCUUUGUUCUAUCUACAUGAAGAGUGGGAGCAAGUUGUGAUUCACAGAGAUAUAAAGUCUAGUAACAUCUUGCUAGAUAGUGAGUGGAAUGGAAGGCUAGGAGAUUUUGGCCUAGCUAGAUUGUAUGAUCAUGGAUCUGAUCCUCAAACUACACAUGUCGUAGGAACUCAUGGCUAUCUUGCCCCAGAACAUAUUAGAACUGGCAAAGCCACACCAAGCACUGAUAUGUUUGCUUUCGGAGCAUUCUUGCUUGAAGUUGCAUGUGGCAAAAGGCCUAUAGAGCAAAAAGAGCCAAAUGAGGUCCUUAUUUUGGUAGAAUGGGUGUUUUCAUGGUGGAGUAGAGGUGAAAUAUUGCAAGCUGUUGAUUCUAAACUUAGAGAAAACUAUGUUUCUGAAGAAGUAGACAUUGUCUUAAAGCUUGGAUUGUUGUGUUCUCUAUUAGAUACAGAAUUCAGACCUAGCAUUAGACAAGUUGUUCACUACUUGGAAGGCUCUAUAGCUCUACCAGAGUUGUCAUUACUCACUCUCUCGACAGCUGGCCUAACUAUUUCUCGAUGUGAAGGCUUCGAUGAUUUUGUAAUGUCACUUUCAUAUUCUAGAGAGACGAUAGACUCGCAUUAUUCUUCAAAUACGACCUCUGUUAUCUAUGAGGGUCGUUGAUUACAAGAAUGAAAGAGUUCAAUACUUGCAAUAUUGAA